This is a messenger RNA of Scleropages formosus (Asian bonytongue), 1205 nucleotides long. Its product is annotated as transmembrane protease serine 6-like. Gene Ontology annotation, molecular function: serine-type endopeptidase activity. The coding region runs from base 255 to 959 and encodes 234 amino acids. NCBI's taxonomy places the organism in Eukaryota, Metazoa, Chordata, Actinopteri, Osteoglossiformes, Osteoglossidae. The record is from RefSeq and is a predicted model, not a curated record. The transcript has 3 exons. Gene Ontology annotation, biological process: proteolysis.
CUUCCCUGGCACAAGAAGGUCAUGGGUUUGAAUCCCACCUUGAGGAAGGUACUUACCCUAAACCAGUGAGUGAGUGAGUGAGUGAGUGAGUGAGUGAUGCCUUUUUGUUUGAAUGGGCAAAAACUGUAUGUAGUUUAACACUGGAAGUUACUUUGGAGAAAAGGUGUGGAUCAACAACUGAUUUGUCACUUGAGUGGCAGCUCAUCAACAAGGACAUUCUUUGCUGUCAUUAUUAGUGUCGAACCUCGUAAUAAAUGGGUGAUGGGUGUUUUCUGAAACCGAAAGCGCCUCCAGGUAUAAGUAGCACGAACCUCUCGCGCACUGGCAGGAGCUCUCGCACCAUGGCUCUGCUCAAGUGUCUUUGCUCCCUGGUUCUGCUGGCUGCUCUGGCUGAGGCAUGCGGUCAAGCCCCCCUGAACACUGGCAAGGUCUCGGGGCCGGUUGCCGCCCCGGGGAGCUGGCCCUGGGUGGUCAGUAUGUCAGAUACGGGAUACUUCGCGUGUCAAGGGUCCCUCAUCAACAACCAGUGGGUCCUGACUUCUGCCUACUGCUUCGUAUUUGGCAGCUCGAACCCCGGCGACUGGCUUUUUUAUCUGGGUCGACAGAAUCAGAGCGGUAACAACCCAAACGAGGUGUCCAGAACCCUCAGUAGGAUCAUCCUUCAUCCGGAUUUCCGUACCAAUUCAUAUGAGAACAUUAUAGCUCUGGUCCAGCUCUCCUCCCCGGUCAACUUCAACGACUACAUCCAGCCCGUCUGUCUGGCGCCCAACGGCAGCACCUUCUACAACAGCACCGACAUGUGGGUCACCGGGUGGGGGGCCAUCGAUGUGCCAUGUACUGGCACCACAUCCAGGCUUUGCUGCUUCACCUUGGCUUUGUUCACCUGCACCCAACCUUCUGUCCACACGGUACAUGAGCUGGCACUGCAGAGGCGGUCUAAGCGUCGUUUGGAGAAGUGAUGUGAUGCCCCCCAGUAGCAGCCUCUGGUUGAUGCCUCCGCAUUUACCUGCAUAGGCGCACACACACACACACACACACACACACACACACACACACACACACACAGAGUAUUACGAAGGAAGGAAACUUUCUGUGGCUGCCUGUUACACCACACAAAUAUGUUUGAAGAGAACAAUGUGACGUAGCUGUGCUUUAAUUCAUCGAUUUGUUUCUUUCUCAUGUGUUUUAAAAUGUGUUAUAAAACU